Molecule: messenger RNA, 781 nt
Organism: Colletotrichum navitas
Lineage: Eukaryota; Fungi; Ascomycota; Sordariomycetes; Glomerellales; Glomerellaceae
Exons: 1
Coding region: 89-637 (182 amino acids)
Source: RefSeq, a predicted model, not a curated record
CCCGUAAACAGUAAAUGGCUUUUGCUAUUGUUGACCGAAACUCAACACCAACCGGCAAUAGAUCCUUAUGAUACUUCUGUAGGCUUGAAUGAAAAAAGCUUCGGAGGAAGCGGAUGGGGAGGAAGACUAUGACGAAGAAGAGGACGACUCUGGACGAGGCUACCCUCUUAUUGAUGGCAGCGAUCACCGGUAUGUUGGGUGGGUGUCUGCAACGACCUCUACGUGGGGAUGCUACAUGAAUGGAUGGCUAAACGAGACCUUUGAUCACGUCGGCCGCUAUUGCCGCUCACCCCCUAUUGAUCCUCGCGGCGAUAUGCCAAUGCCUGGUUAUAAAGGUAUUGAACGAAUAAGAUGCUGGGAAAGCGGAUCUACCAGACGUCCAAAUGCAAACUGGAAACUUGAUCAAGGUUAUAAUUGUCCGUUCUACACUACAAGACCUACCGUAGGUAUCACAGUUUGCUUGUAUUCGGGCACAGCUGUCCUGCAGGGUGAAGCAGUAAAAUAUCUUGUAUUGCCGUUUCCCGAAAGAGAAGAAAGGAAAGAUCACCACCAGCGACAAGGGGGGCUGGGCUUCAUUCAGGUCUUCCCUGCUCUCAAGACCCAUGAGCAGCAUGGGAUAACUGCGGAUGCUUACUAACUUGGACGUCACAGGCGAAAGGGACGGAAGCCGGCCAGAUUGGAGACCGGACCCGCUCACAGUGGAGAGGAGAGCCUACUCCAGUAAGAUCUGCAACGCCAUAUACCUCUCGGCCUGCGGGUCUAGUCGAGUUCUGGACGACGA